This is a messenger RNA of Blepharisma stoltei, 585 nucleotides long. Lineage: Eukaryota; Ciliophora; Heterotrichea; Heterotrichida; Blepharismidae. The record is from the annotation of a GenBank genome assembly.
AUGAAGAAAAUCAAGAUGCAGAUGGAGGAACCUGAUAAGCUAAAGAGUGUAAAUGGAGCCCUAGCGGGACUGACUCAAACAUCACCACUACAGGUAAUGCGAUUACCACAAGACAUACCAGCACUGCAUGCUACGUCAACAUCACAAAAUAUACCAUCAGUACAGGACAUGCUGACACUACAGGACAAAUCACCACUACAAGCUGAACCACUGAUACUGGACAUGACGACACUACAAGUAAUUCCAUUGUUACAGGACACUCCAGCACUAUGGGUUACACCAGUACUGCAGCCAAAAGUAGAGCCAGCACAGAUCAUGUCGUCACAUGGUAUUCCAUUUCAAGAGCUACAGGUACGGGAAAUGCUGCUAGACUUGAAUCAGCAAUCACAAAUGAACUUCCCAAAGAAACGGACAAUGACUGAAGCUGGAUACUCAAGAACAGUAAAUAAAAGACCCAAAUGUAGGACCAAGGAGAGACUAAGAACGAUAAGUCAUAUUAACAUACAGGGUGUAAGAGCAAAAGGGCAACAGAUAAGUGAAGUAAGAGCUCAUAAGAGCUUUAACAGUGCGUUAGCAUUGUUAUAG